AUGGGGUCGAUAUACCGGUCGGAGCACAUGUCGCUGUGCCAGAUCUUCUUGCAGACAGACUCGGCAUAUCAAUGCGUCGCCGAACUCGGCGAGCUCGGCCUUGCCCAAUUCUUGGACGUUCGUUUCAAAUGGAAAUUCUCAUUAUCCCCUCUCGUGAAAUGAAGAAAAAGAAUGGAAAAUUCAGCUGAACGAAGAGAUGAACUCAUAUCAAAGGAAGUUUGUCAAUGAAGUGCGCCGGUGCGAUGAAAUGGACCGCAAACUUCGUGAGUUGUUCGAAAAAUUUUUAGGCUCAAAAAAUGCAAUAAGACCCGCUUUUUUUUCUUUGGAGUUAAUUAAUUAAUUAAAUAUCUGAAGGAAUGCAAUCAAAAAAUGGGUUUUUGGUGUGGACACUGAAGUGUGUCCGUUAUUUUCUUUUUUUCGACGGUUUCUGAGUAUUUUUUUCCUUUUUAAAUAAAUUCAUUUCUUAGUUUUUAACUUAGAUUAUUUUCUUAAGUUUUUAUAUAUAAAUAUUUCUUCUAUUUAACUUUUUUUCUUGCGUUUUUUCGAAAUUUUCGAGCUCGAAGAUUCAAACGUAGACUCGAUUGUCUGUGAAUAUAUUUAACUUUUUCAAAUAAAAAGUUUAUUUAAUUUUUUUAAACUCUCGAUUUUUUUCAGGUUACAUCGAGGAUGAGAUCACUAAGGAUCUCAUUCAUAUUCCAGAUUAUGAUGAGCACAUUCCAGCGCCUCAACCAAAACACAUGGGUGAAAUGGAGGUUGCCCUAAUUUAUAAUUAUAUUUUAGAAUUUAAUGCAAUAAACUUCAGGCCAACUUCGAGAAACUCGAAGAGGAGCUUCUGCAGAUAAAUGCCAAUUCGGCGACACUCAAGAAGAACCACAUUCAAUUAUUGGAGAUGAAGAAUGUUCUGGAGAAGGUCAAUACCCUUCUCGACUCGGUUGGUUUUGACGAUAUCAAAAGAAGCGAAACUUAUACCUCUUCUCUCCAUUUUUUCUCGUUUUCUUUCCUAGGAAAGUCAGAGAAAACUGACUUCAUAAUUUUUUAAAUCCUUGGAAAAUCAUUCCAAUAAAUCAAAAAACCUUUCAGAGGCGAAAAAUGAAAGAGCAGUGAUUGGUUUUUCGUCUUCUUAUGAAUUCUUAUCAGUUUUUAGGCCAGACGUCAGUGUUUUAUCAGUAUAAGGAAGCAGGGGGCUUGAGAGCAUGGUUUAUUGGAACGAAAGUGCAGGAAAAGGCGUAUAAAGAUCGAUAAGGGAAGAUUGAAAAACAAUAUCGAAUUUAAUCUUUUCAAAAUAACUUUCUGACGAGCUCAUGAAAAGAUUCCCAGCAUAUACACAUUGUAUGAAAGAUGAAAAAUUAUUUUGGAUUCGAGGUAAAAAGAAAAGACUUUCACCCGCCGUUUUCAAUGAUACAUUUUAGUGGAUUAAACUCUAACAAUACCGCUCCUUUCAAACUCGCAAGCCUAAUAUGUCUUUCCUUGUCAGAAUCACAAGCGCGAGGCGGCAAUGUCGAUCUCCGAAGCGGCGCGAGGCGAGGCCGGUCCCUUCACCCUCGGAGUUCGCAACGACUUCGACAAGGAACGUCGUGAUGACACCGAACUCAAGUAUUCCGCAUUUCACUGCAACUUCUCAUCUUCUCUAGGUUUGUCACCGGUGUGAUCAACCGCAACAAGGUGAUCGCCUUCGAACGAUUCCUCUGGCGAAUGUGCCGUGGAAAGGUCUUCGUCCGCACCGCCGACAUCCUCGAGAACACCGACGUCUUCUCGGUGACGUCUUCUCAUCUUCACAUAGUAAUAACCCUACUUUUUCAGCAUAAAAUCGAAUCCAAGGCCGUCUUCAUCCUGUUCUUCUCGGGAGAGCAGCUGCGAACUCGCGUCAAGAAGAUCUGUUCCGGGUAGGACGUCAAGCCGUCUGAUAUCCCAAUACGACAUGCUUGAGCUUCCACGCGACCGUGUACAACACUCCAGAGAAUGCCAUGGAGCGCGGGAAGCUUCACCAGCAGAUCGAGGCCCAAGUUGGCGACAUGCAAAGCGUCAUCCAGCAGACCCUCGACUACCGAGCCAAGAUCCUCGGCGCCGCCUCGCAAAACCUCCGCAAGUGGGGCAUCAUGGUGAGAUUUCAGCGGCUUUAUUUCUUAAUGGUUAACUGUCCCGAGUUGUAGAGACUUUGAAAGAGAGUAAUGGAGUUCAAAAAUUAGAAAUUUCUUGGAAUUAACUCAAAAAUCUUCAAUGCAUGGCAAAACGAGCUCUCGAAAAAAUUCUUAUGAACUUUUUUUCCAGCUCCUCAAGCUCAAGUCGAUCUUCCACACUUUGAAUAUGUUCUCCGUGGACGUCACCCAGAAGUGUCUGAUCGCCGAAUGUUGGGUGCCGAACGUCGACAUCGGCCUGGUCCGCGAAGCUCUCCAGCAGGGAACGGUACUGACUUCUGGAAGCUGCUUUCAGCAAUUCCUGUUUCAGGUCCACUCUGGAUCCAGCGUUCCGGCGAUUCUCAACGAGAUGGAGACGCACAAAUACCCUCCAACCUAUUUCAAGCUGAACAAGUUCACCCAGGGAUUCCAGAACAUUGUCGACGCCUACGGCAUCGCCAACUAUAGAGAAGUCAACCCGGCCCCCUGGACCAUCAUCUCCUUUCCUUUCCUCUUCGCCGUCAUGUUCGGCGAUGCCGGCCACGGAAUCAUCAUGCUUCUGGCCGCCUUGGCUCUGGUCGUAUUCGAGAAGAAACUCAUCGCUGCCAAGAUCAAGGACGAAGUCACCACACUGUCGAAUAAACUUGAAAUACUUCAGUUCUAGAUCUUCAACACGUUCUUCGGCGGUCGCUACGUCAUCCUGUUGAUGGGAAUUUUCGCGAUCUACACGGGUUUCAUCUACAACGACUUCUACUCCAAAUCGAUCAACCUUUUCGGCUCCAGCUGGAAGAAUCCUUACAAGUUUGAGAUGGUUGAUUUUCUGCAAAAAUAAUGCGAUUAUUUCCGCGUCGAUAUAUAACUUGCCUGAUGUUUUUCUUCAUUUGCCUCAAAACUCAAUAUUAGGUAUAGGAAGAAAUAUUCAAUAGAAGAAACGUGCGUCAAGCUUUUUUUUUUUCGAAGUUACUUUCGCAAGUUUGGAACUUUUACCAUUAAAAAAAUAAUAAGAAACUCUGAAAGAGGGUGAAGUAUCAGAUCAAUUUGGCAGUUUAUCUGUUUCUGGCUUAAAUAAUAUAAAAAAACUUAACAGAUUUCACAGGAAAAAAAUUUCAGACACGACCUCCUGGAAAAAAAUGGACUACCAGGGGUACCUUAUCGGUAACGAGCUCGAUCUCACCUUUCCGCCAGAAAUUGCCUUCGACCAUAGCUAUGUACGUUUCUUGCAGAAAAAGAAAAGCUCCCGAUAACAAAAUUUAUCUACAGCUCCCAGAAAAGAUUCGAAAACGCUUUUUUUUAUCACAACUUUGUCUUAUGGAGUUUAACCUUUCUGAAAGAACCUGGAGUUAUGAUGAUUUUUACUUGUAAAACUCUGGUGAAACUCCCGUUCCUUUAAAAAAGGCAGCUUUUUUUUAAAAAUAAUAAUAAUAAUUUAUGUGUGAACCCCAACGAGUUCACUUCGAUCUACAAUUUAAAUAAGGAAAAAAAAGUUGAAGUAAAAAACAAAAAAUUGAGAUCAGUUAAGUCUUGGUGGAAUAGAGGUAAAAAAUUCGUUGCGAGGUAAAACGACCAAUAAUUUUUUCAAAGAAUUAGGUGGAAGGGUGAACUUCAUAGUUUUCCAAAAAAAAAAUUGAGCUCCCUACGAGGAAGUUGUGAACGAAAUUUCAUUUCUUAUGCUUUUUGACAGUACUAGUUUCAAGGGACCCUAUCCUUUCGGCUUGGACCCGGUCUGGAACAUCGCCAAAAACCGACUCAACUUCCUCAACCCGAUGAAAAUGAAGACGUCGAUCAUCCUCGGAAUCUCCCAGAUGGCGUUCGGUAUCAUGCUCUCGCUCAUGAACUACACGUUCGUCUCUGAUUUCAUCCACUGCUUCAGAAAAGAUGUUCAGACACAACCGAUCUUUGGUCGACAUUUUCUUCGUCUUCAUCCCCCAAUGCCUCUUCCUUGGCUGCAUCUUCGUAUACCUUUGCAUCCAGGUGAAAAGGAAUCACCUGAAAAGUCAACAUUUUUUUUGAUUCCAGGUAAUCAUGAAGUGGAUCUUCUUCUACGUCAACCCGGCCUUCGUCUUCGGUCAUCUGUAUCCUGGUGCCAACUGCGCUCCGUCGUUGCUUAUCGGACUUAUCAAUAUGUUCAUGAUGAAGAGCCGCGAUGUGAGUUCAAUCAUAACAUUAUGUGUAUGAAAAAAACGUUUUUUUGCCGAAAAUAUCCUACAAAAAUCACAAGUUGGUUUUAAGGUAAAUUCGUCUAAAAAAAGUAAAUGAUCACUUUGAAAAAAGAGAAGACAAUUUAAUGCAUGAACUUUACAAAAAAGAAUCCGAGAUCGAAGAAUAACCUGCUUUCGCCAAUUUCAAGUAAAAAUCAAACAGCAAUCACACUCACGUUUUUUGAGCCAUUUAGCAAGCCCUUAAGUGGCUUUAGCGUUUUUUCCAUAUAUUCUUAGCGAUACAUAUUCGUCCGGUACGCGUUACGAGUGUAUGAUACUUCUCGGACCUUGAUAACGGAACCGGACGCUCCCCGGACGUGUCUCAGCAAAUCUGGGGGUUGCUUAAGUAAAAACGUCCGGUUUGAGAAGAUCCGAGAUUCAACAGAAAGGGAAAACUUUCAUCGUUGGAGCGCAAUCGCCUCGCCGUAAAAGUUUUUACGGCUAUAUUUCCACAAAUUCAGCCGCAAUUCAUCAUCAACUACGGCACGGGUAGCAAGAACGUGACGAUCGACGGAAAGGUCUACCUCUACGAUGACACGGACCAGUGCUACCUCCAGCAAUGGUACCCCCAACAGGUAGAAGAUUGAGAAAAAAUAACUGAGAAAAAGAAACUUUCAAGGGUCUCGUCGAGAAAAUUCUCCUCCUCGUUGCGGUUAUUUCCAUCCCAGUCAUGCUUUUCGUCAAGCCGUUCUACAUCCGCUGGCGUCACUCCCGCGGGCUUCCUAUUGACAUGGGCCACGGACAUGGCGAUGAUAAUGCCGAGGUUUGAAAGUCCAUCUCAAAAUAUGUGGAGAAAAACCAUUCAGUUCUCCUUUGGUGACGUCAUGGUCUACCAAGCGAUUCACACUAUUGAGUUUGCCCUUGGUUGCAUCUCCCACACCGCGUCUUAUCUCCGACUUUGGGCUCUCUCUCUGGCUCACGCUCGUUAGUCUUUUCGAUCAAGAUUCGAGCCCUAAGUUAUCGAAAGACAUUGUUUAUUGGGGGUUAAGUGAGCUUUUAUCUAAUUUCGGUUAACUGAAGUUUUCUAGGCUUGGAAUUUUUUAUGUGAUGGUUUUUUGGGAACAUAUUUUUCAUAGAAAAGUUCAGGAUCAAUAAGACGAAUUCAAGAUUCAAUUUAAACUUCAGCCUCAAAAGAUAGAUUGAUGAAAUUUUAAACUAAUAUUUUUAAAAUUUUUCAGAGUCAAAACCUUUCGGAAUGAACUUUUUUUAGACUAAUAGAGCUUUCAGUUUUCAAAAAUCAAGUCAAAGAGUAUUAAGAGAGGUCGGUUUGAUAACGAUUCAGUCAAAGAUACACUUCAAAAAUCUGCCUGAACCUUCAAUAAUAAUGUUUUCAAGCAUAAUUAGAGCCAGUUAGUAAGGGAGCCGAUCUAAUGACCUUCUGGACCAAAGUCAAACACCCAAACCACUAGACGAUACUUUGCAGAGCUGUCCGACGUUCUCUGGUCGAUGGUGCUGAGCUUGGCUCUGAAGAUGAACGGCUGGGCGGGCGCCGCCGCAAUCUCCAUCAUCUUCUACUGUUUCUUCUCGGUCCUGUCCGUCUUCAUCCUCAUCCUCAUGGAGGGCCUCUCCGCCUUCCUCCACGCCCUCCGUCUUCACUGGUCUCCCUUCUAUCUUCAGUUUCAAUGAUCAACUACACGUUUCAGGGUGGAGUUCAUGUCAAAGUUCUACGGCGGCACUGGCAUCCAGUUCGAGCCGUUCAGCUUCACCAAGAUCAUCCGCGUCUACGAAGGCCUGGAUCAGUAG
Molecule: messenger RNA, 6055 nt
Organism: Caenorhabditis auriculariae
Lineage: Eukaryota; Metazoa; Nematoda; Chromadorea; Rhabditida; Rhabditidae
Source: the annotation of a GenBank genome assembly